AUGAGCAGCAGGAUGAAGAGCUUGUUGCAGCGACGCGAGGCGACGCGGAUGCUUGUGCGAUGGCUCCUGUUUCUGAGUCUCGGAGGGCUGUCCCUUUCUGCUCCGAAGGGUUGGGUUGGUCUGAGUCGAGGAGCGGGAGCGGGCGGAGCGGCAGGAGGAGCAGCGGCUCUCCGAGGAAGAAGGAGCCGGAUCCCAGCACGAGACAGCGUCUCGAGCGCCUGCUGGAGCGGGUGGAGCGUGGGCCCUCUUGGCCCAGUUGAAAGCGCCUUGGCCUUCCGGAUUUAUUAUCUGCCUUUUGUGGAGCCUCUCGACAUCGAUGGAAACCUCCUGGACCAGCUCUUUGGAGGUUGGUUUGGGCCUGUGUUUGCUCCUCUUCUGCUGGGUGUUCUUGUGUUCUGGAUCCAGAGCCAGAUCAACGCAAUGAGGCGGGAGCAGGAAGGAAAAGUCUUAAGAAACGCCGCCAAAGCAGUGGGCUCUGCAGCAGAAGGCGCUGCGAAGAGUGCAGCGCAGAGCCUCUCCGAGAGGCUCGGAGACUUACCCAAGGAGCAGUGGCUUAAGCUGCUCGUCUGCUUGGCCAUCGACCUUGCCGGUGAUGCGACCUUCUUGCUCCCAGGCCUCGGGGCCAUAAGCGGCUAA
Molecule: messenger RNA, 636 nt
Organism: Symbiodinium sp. CCMP2592
Lineage: Eukaryota; Dinophyceae; Suessiales; Symbiodiniaceae
Source: the annotation of a GenBank genome assembly